Molecule: messenger RNA, 663 nt
Organism: Rhizopus microsporus ATCC 52813
Lineage: Eukaryota; Fungi; Mucoromycota; Mucoromycetes; Mucorales; Rhizopodaceae
Exons: 8
Coding region: 1-663 (220 amino acids)
Source: RefSeq, a predicted model, not a curated record
AUGCUAGGACAAGAUCCAAAGGAAGUAGUCAAUCACGCUACAAGACUGUCUUGGUUCCUUCAAGAAUGCUUGACACUUGGAACGCUUCGAGGGUUUCGUCAUUUUGAUACUUUUAUGAGAGGAAGAGAAGAGCUUGUAUUACGUGUUUAUUCAAUAACUCAGUCACCUACUUGCUCAACCUUACUGCCUUCUGAAAUAGACAGUCGAUCUAUUUUGCCUCUUCCUGAAUUAACAAGUCCAUUGGAUGAGGAUCUAAGCAGAGAAACAGAAAGGACUGUGUUUUUAAUUACUGGUUACGCAAAAUAUCGCUGCCCCUACGUUUGGCUGAGAUCCCAUAAAGAGCUGCUUAUUGAGCAUAAUGAAAGUGAUAAAGAGAACCCACUCCAGCUGACCACGACAGAUGAAUGGAAGAUAAAAGAUAUCAAGCUGUGGCAAAUAGUAGCUGAAAUCAUCUUCCUUACUAUUCAUGCUGAUAAUCCAUUUGAAAUCGAUUUUGACUUUCUUGAACAAUUACCGGCUCAAGAGUCUCGGUUACUGAAUCAUUCGUUACUAAAGUUUCUUGAGGCUGUUUAUGUUCAGUCAGACGAUUCAUUUGUCGAUAAAGUGUAUCAAGAUAUAAUCAAACUUCAAUCAAGGCAGAUAGAGUCAUGGUUCAGAUUGUGA